AAAAUAAUAAAAAAAUACAUUUUAAAGGUAAAAUAUAUCAUUAUAAAUCGAGUUAUAAAUAAACAAUAAAUGACUUCUGUCUACGAACUUACGAAGUACAUAAGUAACAAUCAUUAUAUAUGAUUAUAUAUUUUAUUUGUACACAAUUAUUAUAGUCCAAGAUGGUAAAUAUUUUAUAUUUAGAGGCCAAUAGUAGUUUAGAUGAAUAUAAUACAUCUUCAUCACUGAAAGUGUCCAUAGAAUCUCUUAUUACCUAUUGUGUGUACAAAUACUGUUCUCCCAAAGACAUCGAUAUUAACUUUGUGCACAAUAAUAGAAGUAACAGUGUAAAUACUUUCGAUUUAAGAAUUGAAAAGGGUGUUGUUGUUAACCAGCAAGAUAUCCCUUGGCAAGUAGCAUCUUGUGUGUUCCCUGUAGUGCUAUAUGAGGACACGAUUAUAACAGGCCUGUGUGCAGUUGCGAGACAUGUUUCUAAAUAUAGAGUCUUACCAGAGUCUACAUUUGAACAUCAUGAAGGUUUACUAGGCUUUCGUAAAAGCUGUCUACAAGCUCCUAACGAAGUAUCCAUAUGGACAAAGUUUUGUGAGGUUGAUAUUAUAAAAACAGUUUCAAGUUUAUUUGAAGUGACUAACCUAAAUGAAUUACCAGUAAAUUUGGUCAAAUUUGAGAAUCAUUUACACAAACCAGUAAGAGUACAUAAUAUUUAUAAAGUUGCAAGAAAAUUAAAGAAAGAUAAUGAGAUAAAGAAUCAGAAUGAUGAUAAUGAUAAAAACAAUGAUACAGGACAACUUGAGAAACAAAGAGCACCAAAACCAAGAAAGUGGAAAUCAAAUAAAAAGAAAAAUGUUGAGUUAGAUUGUGCUGCUAAAUUAGAAAAAUUGGAUAUAAGUCAUCAAUUUGCUGAAGGUCCUUUUUUAAGUCUUGCUGACAUACUUUUGUUACCAUCAUACACUAUUCUUAUGAAAUUAUUAGGUAAAGCUAUUUUUAUGGAGUACCUGACACUAACAUAUAAAUGGUAUAACAAUUUAGUUGAUAUCCCUGAAAUGAAAGAAAUUAUGGGAGUUUUAGAGCCUUUGCAUAUUGAAACUUUACCUUUUGAAGAAUUAACUUUACCUGAAACUGAAGAUGUAAGUCUUUAUCAAAAAGAUCCUAAGAGACAUAAUCCUAGAAAGAGGCUCUUCACAAAACCUGAAGAUAUUGAAAGGGCUUUGAGUUCUGUUACGGAAGACUUAGAACUAACAGUUCAGGCUAAUAAUAUGGAUGAUGGUGUUGAUUGGGACACAAUUCCUAGUGGUGCAAAUCCCUCAGCAGGACAUUUACCUGUUGAAAGAGUGAAUAGGAAGUCACAGCAAUUAGAAAACUUAACAUUGGCAGUUACUGCUAUGGCAAAAGAGGGAGAUUUGAUUGUAGACUUCUGCAGUGGCAGUGGACAUUUAGGAAUUCUAAUAGCACACCUCUUACCAAAAUGUACAGUAAUUUUACUAGAAAAUAAGGAAAAAUCUUUAUUAAGAGCUAGAAACAGAGCCCAUGAGAUGGGCUUAACAAAUGUAUACUUCUUUCAAUGUAAUUUAGAUUUUUACAUAGGGAAAUUUCAUAUUGGUGUUGCCCUUCAUGCUUGUGGUAUAGCCAGCGAUUUAGUGUUGGACAAAUGUUUGCAAGCCAAUGCUAAAUUUGUUUUGUGUCCUUGUUGCUAUGGCUCCCUCCAUGCUACAGACAGAUUAAUAUAUCCAAGAAGUAGGAAAUUCAAGAGUGUGUCAAUAGACCAAUAUUUGUGUAUUGGUCAUACAGCUGAUCAAACUCACAAAGAGCAUCCUUUGAGUGUGAGGGGUGCAAGGUGCAUGGCUAUCAUAGAUUCUGACAGAGGUCAACUCGCUGAAGAACAUGGUUAUAAAGUAACUUUAUCUAGGCUGAAACCAUUGUCAUGCACCCCUAAAAACAACUUAUUGAUUGGGGUGCCAAACUGAAGUAAAAUACAGAUGUUAUAUAAAUGCUUUAAUUAUAAAAUAAAAUAUUUUUGUACUAAUCAACAAAGUCUUU
This is a messenger RNA of Colias croceus (clouded yellow), 2037 nucleotides long. RefSeq names its product glutathione S-transferase C-terminal domain-containing protein homolog. Lineage: Eukaryota; Metazoa; Arthropoda; Insecta; Lepidoptera; Pieridae. The transcript has a single exon. The record is from RefSeq and is a predicted model, not a curated record. Bases 162 to 1964 code for a protein of 600 amino acids.